Messenger RNA from Talaromyces amestolkiae, 4134 nucleotides. RefSeq lists its product as uncharacterized. Gene Ontology annotation, molecular function: protein binding. The transcript has a single exon. The record is from RefSeq and is a predicted model, not a curated record. Lineage: Eukaryota; Fungi; Ascomycota; Eurotiomycetes; Eurotiales; Trichocomaceae. Bases 1 to 4134 code for a protein of 1377 amino acids.
AUGGAUCCCCUGAGCCUCUCAGCAAGCAUCACGGCAGUUGCUACAGCGGCCUUUCAAAUUAUAGGCUAUUUGAGCUCGGUUGCAUCAGGAGGGAAAGACCGUUUGUCGCUGUUGAACGAGAUCACACAUUUAUGGUUGACGAUCACGGCUCUCCAGGCCCAAAUCACCAACACUCAGGGACAAGAAGCGAUACCUAAAGAGCUGCAGUCAUUAUUCGCUGCCGACACCGGGAUUAUCAAAGAAAUUGAAGAUCUUGUGAAUGAUCUCGAUGCCAAACUCAAGUCGAGGUCCGGCUAUGGGAAAAUUAGACAGACGCUAACAUGGCCACUCACUGAGACCGAUGUUUUGAAAGUGGUUGAAAAAGUCCACCGAAUGCAGCAGACUAUACAGUUUGCACUAUCGCAGAUUAAUCAUUCCAUGACCCAGGAGAUCUAUCAGACCACUCAAGCGGUAAAGGAUGUGAUGGAUGAAGCUCAAGUGAAAGAGAUGAUUGAUUGGUUAUCGCCGCUAAAUUUCAUUGCCAAACAACAAUUGCUUUUCCGGGAACACCACGAGGGCACCUGUAAAUGGUUCCUUGACGAUGAAGACUUUCGUGAAUGGAUUGAACGUGAAAAAGGGAUUCUCAUCUGCCCAGGUAUUCCUGGCGCUGGAAAAACCUACCUAUCAGCAAUUGUGAUAGAUGAACUGGACAAACUACGUCGAAGUAAUGAAAAGCCAAUGAAAGAUGCUGCAAUUCUGAUGCUGUACUGCAAGUGGGACGAUGUACAUUCGCAGUCUAUAGACUCAUUACUUGGUAGUCUUCUCAAGCAGGUUGCUCAGCGAUAUGGAGUCAAAUCGAAGGAUACAUUGGAAAUGUUCACCAAACACGACCGAGUCCGAACGAAGCCGGGUCGCGAAGAAUUGCUGUCUGUGCUGGACAAGGAGUUGCUAAAAUUUCCACGUUCAUUCAUCGUCAUUGAUGGGCUCGACGAGUUGCGAGAAGAAGAUGACCGCUUGACUUUGCUCGAGAUUCUGUACUCACUAGAAGCCAAAGUCAACUUGAUGGUGACAUCACGGCCUUUGGAAAACAUCGUGAGACAUUUCAGUCAUGUGAAUCGUCAAAUUUACUGCGAUGUAUGCCUCAAAGGUAGCCAGCCGUAUCAUUAUCAUUGCUACGUAUGCGAUAAUUCCGAUUAUGACCUCUGCCAGUCCUGCAUUGAUAAUGGCAAGCAGUGCAAAGGCCAAGGACAUUCUCUUAUUAAACAAUUCAACAGCUUCCGAAUCGAAGUCGCUGCCGUCGAGGAAGAUUUGCUCACCUACGUGGAAUGGCGUAUUACAACUUCUGCAUUUUUACAGAAAUGUGUAGCGCUUAAGGAAGGAUUGAGAGAGAAGAUAAUACAAACAGUUGUGAACGACAAUGGUGGAAUGUUCCUUCUGGCAAAAUUCAACAUGGAUACAUUGACAUCGAAAUUGAGACCCGGAGACGUCAUGGCGGCACUCGAGGUACUUCCAAAUGAGCUUGAUGGGACAUUCACAGAUGCGAUGAGCCGCAUUGCCGAUCUAUCUAUGAAUCAUCGAGAAAUUACAAUGGACUUUUUGAGAUGGGUAGUCUUUGCUGAGGAGCCAUUACAUGUUGGGGCUAUCGAGCAUGCGAUUGCGGUAACAGAGACGGAUGAUGAUAUAAAUCAAGACUAUAUUAUCCAGGCGCCUGUUCUCGCCUCGAUGUGCGCUGGGUUGGUUCAGUUUGACGAAUCGGAUUGUGUGCGGCUCGUACAUUAUUCAGCACAGGACUUUUUCCGUCGCAAUUGGGAGCAAUAUUUCCCCGAAGGACGAGAUAAAUUGGCGUCUGUUUGCUUAACCUACCUUUUAUUCCAGCCAUUCAGAAUGGGUGCUUGCUCUGGGCCCAGCGAAUUGACUGAUUUUGAUGAACGCCUUGAAAAGUAUCCAUUAUUUGGCUAUGCGGCUAAGCAUUGGGGUAAGCAUCUCGUUCAAACCUCUCGGGAUGACCUUUGGGAACGUGCCCGAAACCUGCUUCAUGAUCAAGGUUGUUUUGCAGCUUUGACGCAAGCCUUGUGGUACGUGGACAAUGACGACCAAUCGAGUUGGACUGGCAAGGAUGGUAGUUCUGAAUUACAUUUGGCUUCUCAUUUGGGCCUGACCAAACUUGUAGCCGAACUCGUUUCAGAGGGCAUUAAUCCUGAUAUCAAAGAUGUGAACGGAGUAACACCGCUUGUGCUCGCGGCAAUGCAGGGCAACGUGGAUGUUGCAAAAGUCCUUAUCGAAGCCGGUGCCUCCGUCAAUAGCGUUGAUAAUACGGGUUCCUCUCUGCUUUACAAGGCCACGGACAGAUAUCAAGUUGCCUUUGUUUCAUUGCUGGUUGAACAGAAAGAUUUGAAUGUGAAUAUCGCACAUCCAAGACAUAAUAACUUUACUCCAUUAAUCCGUGCGGCCUUGGAUGGGUAUACGGAUAUUGUCAAAUUGCUGGUAUCUGUGCCGCAAUUGGAAAUCAACAAAACCUGUUCCGAACCUGCAGGUGCGACUGCGUUGAUCUAUGCAGCCAUUGCAGGAACGCUUGAUUGUGUCAAUGUUCUUCUUUCUCAACCCGGAAUCGAUAUUGAUCUGCAGGAUGAGAGAGGUGCAACCGCUCUGAUAUAUGCCGCAGAGAAUGGAUAUACAGAAAUUGUCCAAGCAUUAUUAGAGAGAGACGCAAACACUGAAGCGCUUGAAGUUGGCACCAGAGGCACGGCGCUCAUGCGGGCAAUCGACUACAACGCCAUCCCUGUCGUGAAAUUACUACUUCAACACGGCGCGAACGUACACCACAAAGAUUGCUUUGACCGAGGCAUGCUCCAUGGUGCAGCAUGUAAUGGUCAAUCGGAAAUUAUAGAGAUUCUGCUCGAGUUCGACCCUACAUUGGAUAUCAACAUGCAGGAUGUAAACGGUAAAACGACAUUACACGAUGUCGCUCGAAAUGGAUACAUGGAUACAGCCAAAGUACUCUUAGAUCAUGGUGCUGAUCCAACCAUCAAGGAUAGAUUCGGCCGAACACCAAUCCGUAUUGCUCGAGAGGUAAACCAUACCGAAAUCCUGCAACUGCUCCGAGAUGCUAGACGACUGCGAGAAGAGCAGAAGAGACAUGGCCAUGAUGAAGUUGACUUCCUCCCGCCAAAACGAACUGAUACUGGCACAAUAAUCUUACCCCCUCGCCGCACGGACACUGGAAUGUCUGUUGAUAACGAGCCUCUUCCCCUCUGGGCACUGGCUAACGCCGAUUCGAUUGACGAAGUCACAGAACGCCUUUCCCAAGAUCUAAACGAAGAUAUCAAUGGCAAAGACCCAGAUAUGGGGGAGACAGCUCUUCAUCAUGCUGUUGCGAAUAACAAUGAAACGAUUAUACGUCAAUUAAUAUCUCAUGGCGCCGAUAUCAACGCCACAAACAACUACGGACGAACACCGUUGCACCUGGCGGCUUUGUAUGUCUGCCCCGAAGCCGGGGAAAUCCUCCUUGAUGCUGGUGCCAACGUAGACGCUCUUGAUCAGUGGGGUGCUACACCUCUCGAGUUGCGUGGUUCGAGAAAUUACAGAUCGCUCAAUGUCCUUCUGAUUGAGCGUGGUGCGAAAUUGCCGGAGGAGACAGAAGCUUUGAAUGCUUACCUUGAACUGGCCGUCGUUAAUGGCAGUGCCGACGCAGUUCGUCGACUGGUAGAUGCUGGGGCGGAGCUCUGGAGGAAGGACUGGUAUGGAAGGACCCCGUUUAUGAUAGCUAGGACUUAUGAGCAUGAGGACAUUGCAAAUUUGUUGUUGGAGCUGGGUCGGUCGGCUGGUUCUUCGAAUGCAUCUCUGAGGUCGGGGUCGACGGAUGACAGUAGCUCGACGACUGCGACUGCCGAUACCGACCAGACAUCUUUGAUGGAAACUACAGAUGAUCCCGUCAAUCCAGAAGUCAAUAAAGACAUCAAAGAACCGUCUGAAAUGGCAGUUUCAGUUAAGCCGGUUGAAUCGGAGGCCAUCGCAAUGCCCUCACCAGCGGUUACGACGACACCCUCAAAGGAAGGCGUUGCAUCGCAGACAUAUUUCCCGAAAAUUGCUACUGUAGUUUUGGUUUUGAUUGUCGCUAUUUUAGUUGCGUUCAUCAAACGCCAUCAAGACGUUUGA